AAAGAAAUCAGAUUGCAUGUGGAAUUGUGGCGGCAGCCCUAUCCUCCCGAGCCUGCUCCCAGACGGUGGCCGAUCCUCUACAGGCGACUCCCCAGCGGCUACCCAGUCGGUGGCUGGGCCUCCCAAGACGUUGCUCGUCUUCCUCCCCAGGCGCCAGGCGGCCGCGACUCGUGUUCGUCCCAGGCGGCCGUGGCUCCUGUUCCUCCCGAGGCGCCAGGCGGCCAAGGCUCGUGUUCGUCCCCAGGCUGUCGCGGCUCGUGUUUCUCCCCAAGCGCCAGGUGGUCGAGUCCGUCCCCAGGCGCGGCUCCUCUUCCUCCCCAGGCGUCAGGCGACCGCAACUCGUCUUCCUCUCCAGGUGCCAGGCGGCCGAGUCCGCCCCCAGGCGCUGGUCGUCUUCCUCCCCAGGUGUCAGGCGGCCGAGUCCUCCCCAGCGUCAAGGUAGAGUCGUAUAGCGAGGAGAAGAGGCUUGGUGCCAAGAAACUGGCAUUUCGAUUUGGGGAGUGGCUAAAUUCGUCGCUGUGAAUGGCUGAUAAGGCAGAUUGGUGUGAUGCAAAUGUUACAUAUCUCAUUAAUAUCUGCAAAAAAGAGAUAUAAGAUGACAAUAGGCCCAUGGGAGUUUUCACUAGGACAGGUUGGAAAAAUUUGGUUACAAAGUAUGAAGAAAAAACAGGCCUAAAGCUAACAAAGAAACAAUUGAAGAAUAAGUUGGACAACAUGAAAAAGGAGUAUACAUGGUUCAUGGAGUUCAAGAAUGCGACCACUGGUCUUGGAUGGAAUGAGGCAAAGCAAACUGUUGAAUGCUCCAAAGAUUGGUGGGAUGAACACCUAGCAAGAUGUAACAAUCCGGAUAAAGGUAUCAAAUGCAACCAUGUUAGGUUCAGAAAACAAGGACCAAAACAUCUUGAUGAUCUACAUAUGUUGUUUGAUAAGAUACAUGUUAGCGGGACAAGUGCAUCAUGUCCUGGAGAUAUUUCAUCUAAUGACUCAAGUGAUGAUGUGCUAGAGAUAGAAAGAACUCCAGAAAAUGAUGAAGUCAAAGUGGCUGUUUCGAAAGGAUCCAAACCAGUGAAAAGGAAACGCAAGGCCUCAUGUACUGCUGCUAAGGAGAAGGAAGAGAAGAGUCCAUUCUUUCGACUAUAUAAGAACACAUGUUUGAAGAUAGAAACAGCAGCAGAGAAGAUAUCCACAAGUGUUGAAGCAUCAUCAACACAUCCAACAAGCCAAGUGCCUAGCAUUGCAGAGACUAUGAAGAUGGUGAAAGAUUGUGGGGUUAAAGAGAAAACAGCUCUAAUGCAUACAACUACAUUUUUGAUUGUCAAGCCUCAAUUUAGAGAGGUCUUCUGCAUGCUGGAAACAAAUGAAGGAAGGUCUGACUUACUUGAGAGGGAGCAUGCAAAGGAAAUGAUGAGGCACAUGUAGAAGAUUUCGAAUUAUUUAUUUAUAUUGUUGUGUUGUGAGAACUAUUUAUUUGCUUGCUAUGUAAGCACCAUUUGGAAUGAUGAUAUUGUGUCCAUAAUCUUUGUUUUCUGUGCACA
Molecule: messenger RNA, 1535 nt
Organism: Zea mays
Lineage: Eukaryota; Viridiplantae; Streptophyta; Magnoliopsida; Poales; Poaceae
Exons: 3
Coding region: 610-1419 (269 amino acids)
Source: RefSeq, a predicted model, not a curated record